UACAAAUAGCACACUAACUACCGGGAAUUACACGGCUGAAUUGAACGCUUUAUUCGGUUGGAUUUGUUUUAGUGCAAGAGUAAGAAAAAUAAAAAGAGAUCUAGAUUGAGAACAAAUCUCUGGUUGUACUUUAGUUUGGCUUAAUCUGAAGUUUCGACGUGUAUAUCAUGGCUUUCGAUCCAUAUAAUAAAGGAGGUUUUGGCGGAACCUUUUCUCCAGGAAUGGGAGGAGGUGGAUUCAAUAACUUUGAUCAAUCCAGUCAACCCAGUGUUGAUAGACAACAAGGUAUAGGAAAUAAAUUGCGCCCCGUUACUAUCAAGCAAAUAUUGGAUGCUACUCAAGUCCAUGCUGAUGCAGAGUUCAAGAUAGACGGAGUCGAGGUAGGCCAAGUAACCUUUGUAGGCGUCUUGAGAAACAUUCACCAGCAAACGACAAACACAACUUACCAAAUUGAGGAUGGCACAGGCAUGAUUGAAGUUCGACAUUGGGAGCACAUCGAUGCUCUAUCAGAACUGGCUACCGACACCUAUGUUCGUGUAUACGGAAACAUUAAAGUAUUUUCUGGGAAAAUAUACAUUGCAUCCCAAUACAUUCGGAAUAUUAAGGAUCAUAACGAAAUUCAUUAUCACUUUUUAGAAGUCAUCAGCGUUCACAUACAUUUUACUCAAAAACCCCAGUUGGCUGGCACUUCUGCUUUUGGAAGUUCCGCUCCUAAUGCUCCUUCUGCUCCCGUUGCUAACUCUCUCGAGCAGAAGCUCGCAGAAUACUCAUUAACCCCUACACAAAUGAUUGUCAUGCAAGCUAUCCAUAAUGCUCCUGAUACCAACGAAGGUGUGCAUGCUCGACAACUUGCCCAGAGCGUUGGUCCAGGCAUUGAUUUAACCGCAGUCACCGAUUUUCUACAACAAGAAGGCAUUAUUUACACGACAAUCGAUGAAAACCACUUCAAGAGCGUCCUGCAAGAUCAGUGAGCAUUCCCUUUUAUUUACUUAUAAUCUAUCAUAGAUUCGUUCCUUUUGGUUUUGUGUUACCUCGUCAUGUUCUAUCUAAUUAAUUCUUGCAACCUUGUACAUACCUCUACUAGGGAUCCCAGAUGGAUUUUCUAUUUCUAAAACUUAAGUAAUAAAAAAU
This is a messenger RNA of Schizosaccharomyces octosporus yFS286, 1131 nucleotides long. Its product is annotated as single-stranded DNA binding protein Ssb2. The record is from RefSeq and is a predicted model, not a curated record. Lineage: Eukaryota; Fungi; Ascomycota; Schizosaccharomycetes; Schizosaccharomycetales; Schizosaccharomycetaceae. Gene Ontology annotation, cellular component: DNA replication factor A complex; chromosome, telomeric region; nucleus. The transcript is spliced from 3 exons. Gene Ontology annotation, biological process: DNA replication; double-strand break repair via homologous recombination; nucleotide-excision repair. The coding region runs from base 168 to 971 and encodes 267 amino acids. Gene Ontology annotation, molecular function: DNA binding.